AUGGUUUCUUCCAUCCCUUCUUCCCUUGCAAUCUCUCUUCUCAUUCUUUCAACAACUUCCUUCCUUCCUCUAUCUGUAUACGGCGCGGGAGGCUUUUCUGUAGAUCUCAUUCAUCGCGACUCGCCGAGAUCUCCGCUAUCCGAUUCCAGCUCCACCCCUUCCUCCCGACUCAAAGCCGCCAUAGAACGCUCUUUCUCCCGCGCCAACUACUUCGGUAAUGCCAUUCAAAGAAAUAUCCCCUCCGUUUUUGCAUCUUCCCCAUCUGCUUCCGACAACUUGUACUCCGGCAUCAGCUCGAAUAGUUCCGAGUAUUUGAUGAGCUUCUACGUUGGAUCUCCGGCGAAGGAGGUUCUAGCCAUCGCAGACACCGGCAGCGACCUUAUUUGGAUCCAAUGCAAGCCUUGCGAACAAUGUUACCCACAAACCAUCCCUCUAUUCGACCCGCAAGCCUCCUCCACCUACAAAGUGGUUUCCUGCAAAGCUGAUUUCUGUUCAGCCCUGUCAAGGGAAAGCUGCGGCAAGAAAUCCGAAUGCGAGUACAACUACGCCUACGGAGACGGAUCCUUCGUCGAUGGCUUUCUCUCCACAGAGACUUUGAGCUUUGACUCGACUGGUGGACGUCGCGUUCAAGUACCUUCAACGCUCUUCGGCUGCACCCAUCUUAGCAAUGGCACCUUCAGCGAUGGCUCUGGAAUCGUCGGUCUCGGUGGCGGGCAGCUCUCUCUAAUCCGGCAGCUCGGGUCCUCCAUCGAAAGCAAAUUCUCCUACUGCCUACCCUCUAUGUCCCAGAGCUCUGUCACCAGCCGACUCAAUUUUGGCUCUAGUGGUUUUGUCUCAGGCUCUAAUUCUGUCUCAACGCCGCUUAUUCCAGGCAACCCUGACACCUUCUACUUCCUUCACCUCGACCAGAUCAGCGUGGGUGCGCAGGGAUCCGUCCUUGUGAACCCGUCAAUGAAGGCGGCCAUUAACGCUCAUCAAGGCAACAUAAUCAUCGACUCCGGCACACCACUCACUUUCAUUGAUAACGAGACGCUGCAAUCAGUUGCAAAUAAAGUUGCGAGCAGUGUGAGUUUUCCGAAGGUGGCAGAUCCGAACGGUGUCUUCAGUCUCUGCCUUGAUGUGUCUGGCUCUGGAGGCGACGCCAAGCUCCCUGACAUUACAUUUCACUUCUCCGGUGGUGCACCGGUUGUUCUGCAUGAAUACAAUACGUUUGUGGAAGUUGCAGAGAACACGCUGUGCUUGGCUUUGAUAUCUAGUGAUAUUGAUGGUAUAGGAGUUAACAUAUUUGGUAAUAUCGCACAGCAGAAUUUUCAUAUUGGGUAUGAUCUCCGCGCCAUGAAACUCACCGUAGCGCCUGCGGAUUGUGCCAAUAUGUGA
This is a messenger RNA of Dendrobium catenatum, 1377 nucleotides long. RefSeq names its product aspartic proteinase CDR1-like. Gene Ontology annotation, biological process: proteolysis. The coding region runs from base 1 to 1377 and encodes 458 amino acids. Lineage: Eukaryota; Viridiplantae; Streptophyta; Magnoliopsida; Asparagales; Orchidaceae. Gene Ontology annotation, molecular function: aspartic-type endopeptidase activity. The transcript has a single exon. Gene Ontology annotation, cellular component: extracellular region. The record is from RefSeq and is a predicted model, not a curated record.